Molecule: messenger RNA, 5083 nt
Organism: Lepisosteus oculatus (spotted gar)
Lineage: Eukaryota; Metazoa; Chordata; Actinopteri; Semionotiformes; Lepisosteidae
Gene: dhx8
Product: DEAH (Asp-Glu-Ala-His) box polypeptide 8
Biological process (GO): spliceosomal complex disassembly; mRNA splicing, via spliceosome
Cellular component (GO): catalytic step 2 spliceosome; intracellular anatomical structure
Molecular function (GO): RNA binding; RNA helicase activity; ATP binding
Source: RefSeq, a predicted model, not a curated record
AUGGUCGAUGUUGGAGAAGACGAGCUUGAAAAACUCGAAUACCUGUCUUUGGUUUCCAAAGUUUGUACAGAGCUGGAUAACCAUUUAGGUAUCAGCGACAAAGAUUUAGCUGAGUUUGUGAUCAAUAUCGCAGAGAAGAAUCCUACCUUUGAGGGCUUCAGGGGAGCAUUGAUAAAAAAUGGAGCUGAAUUUACAGACUCACUGGUCAGUAAUUUAUUGAGGCUGAUUCAGACAAUGCGACCACCAGCAAAGCCAUCUACAAGUAAAGCUUCUGUGGUGCCUGUCAAACAGAAGACAGAGAAGGAGAAGCUGAAGGAGUUGUUUCCUGCUCUCUGCAGGCCGGACAACCCUGUUAUCAGAAACAUGCUUGAUGAGGAUGAUGUGAAGGUUGCGGCUGAUGCCAUGAAGGAGCUGGAAGCGUUUAUGCCCAGCGUCAGUGGCACAGACACGGCUAAGAGCAGCAAGCAGAGGUCUGAUGAAAGCGGCAGGAAGAAGAGACGGAGCAGGAGCCGAGAUAGGGACAGGGAUAGGGACAGAGACCGGCGGCGGCGGCAUCGCUCUCGUUCCCGAUCCCGGUCCCGAUCCCCCUCGCGCUCCCGGGACCGAGGGAAGGCGCGAUCCCGCCGUCGGUCCCGCAGCCGGACCCCCAGCCCCAGCAGAGAGCGCAGGGACAAGGACAGGGCCGCUGACCGCUGGAAGGACAAGCAUGUGGACCGUCCCCCUCCAGAGGAGCCUUCGGUUGGGGACAUCUACAACGGCAAAGUCACCAGCAUCAUGCAGUUUGGGUGCUUCGUGCAGCUCGAGGGACUGAGGAAACGGUGGGAAGGAUUAGUCCACAUUUCUGAGCUCAGGAGAGAAGGGAGAGUGGCCAAUGUUGCAGAUGUUGUCAGCAAAGGUCAGAGGGUCAAGGUUAAGGUGCUGUCCUUUACUGGCUCUAAAACCAGUCUCAGUAUGAAGGAUGUGGACCAGGAGACAGGGGAGGACCUGAACCCCAACAGAAGACGGAACAUGGGGUGUGAGGGCAGUGAGGAGACGACCAUGAGGAACCCUGACCGGCCCACACACCUCUCCUUGGUCAGCGCGCCCGAGGUGGAGGAUGACUCGCUCGAGAGGAAGAGGCUCACCAAGAUCUCGGACCCGGAGAAGUGGGAGAUCAAGCAGAUGAUUGCAGCCAACGUUCUUUCAAAAGAGGAGUUCCCAGACUUCGAUGAAGAGACGGGCAUUCUCCCCAAAGUAGAUGACGAAGAAGAUGAGGACCUGGAAAUUGAGCUUGUGGAAGAGGAGCCUCCAUUCCUGAGAGGACACACUAAGCAAAGCAUGGACAUGAGCCCUGUCAAAAUUGUCAAGAACCCUGAUGGCUCGCUGUCUCAGGCUGCUAUGAUGCAGAGUGCCCUGGCCAAGGAGAGGAGGGAGAUGAAGCAGGCUCAGCGUGAGGCUGAGAUGGACUCCAUCCCUAUGGGACUCAAUAAGCACUGGGUUGAUCCCCUGCCUGAUGCUGAGGGCAGGCAGAUUGCUGCCAACAUGCGGGGUAUCGGGAUGAUGCCCAAUGAUAUCCCCGAGUGGAAGAAGCAUGCCUUUGGGGGGAACAAGGCCUCCUACGGCAAGAAGACGCAGCUUUCCAUUUUAGAGCAGAGAGAGAGCCUUCCCAUAUACAAACUAAAGGAGCAACUCAUUCAGGCUGUCCAUGACAACCAGAUCCUGAUUGUCAUUGGCGAGACGGGCUCAGGGAAGACCACGCAGAUCACCCAGUACCUGGCAGAGGCCGGCUACACGACGCGAGGGAAGAUCGGCUGCACACAGCCUCGCCGUGUGGCUGCUAUGUCCGUCGCCAAGCGAGUAUCUGAGGAGUACGGUUGCUGUCUGGGCCAGGAGGUGGGCUACACUAUUCGAUUUGAAGACUGCACCAGCCCCGAGACCGUCAUUAAGUACAUGACGGACGGUAUGCUUCUUCGAGAGUGUCUGAUUGAUCCGGACCUGGGACAGUAUGCCAUUAUCAUGCUGGAUGAGGCUCACGAGAGAACGAUUCACACUGAUGUGCUUUUCGGGCUGCUGAAAAAGACAGUGCAGAAGCGCACGGACAUGAAACUGAUUGUUACGUCAGCCACUCUGGAUGCAGUGAAGUUCUCCCAGUAUUUCUAUGAAGCACCUAUUUUCACAAUCCCUGGCAGGACCUACCCCGUAGAAGUCCUUUACACCAAGGAGCCAGAGACAGACUACCUGGAUGCCAGCCUCAUCACAGUCAUGCAGAUCCAUCUGACUGAGCCUCCAGGUGAUAUCUUGGUGUUCCUUACUGGGCAGGAAGAGAUCGACACUGCCUGCGAGAUCCUAUACGAGAGGAUGAAGUCUCUGGGGCCUGAUGUCCCAGAGCUCAUCAUUCUUCCAGUCUACUCUGCUCUGCCCAGUGAAAUGCAGACCAGGAUUUUUGAUCCUGCUCCUCCUGGCAGCCGCAAAGUGGUUAUUGCCACUAACAUUGCAGAGACCUCUCUGACUAUUGAUGGGAUUUACUAUGUGGUGGAUCCAGGCUUUGUGAAACAAAAAGUGUACAACUCAAAGACUGGGAUUGAUCAACUGGUGGUGACGCCCAUUUCACAGGCUCAGGCGAAACAGCGAGCAGGCAGAGCUGGCAGAACUGGUCCUGGAAAAUGUUACCGACUGUAUACAGAGCGUGCCUACAGAGAUGAAAUGUUAACCACAAAUGUGCCUGAGAUUCAGAGGACCAACUUGGCCAGCACGGUGCUGUCUCUGAAGGCAAUGGGGAUCAAUGACCUCCUGUCUUUUGACUUCAUGGACGCGCCUCCGAUGGAGACUCUGAUCACAGCCAUGGAGCAGCUGUACACCCUGGGAGCUCUGGAUGAUGAGGGGCUGCUCACGCGAUUGGGUCGCAGGAUGGCCGAGUUUCCUUUGGAGCCCAUGCUGUGUAAGAUGCUCAUCAUGUCUGUCCAUUUGGGCUGCAGUGAAGAGAUGCUGACCAUAGUCUCUAUGCUCUCAGUGCAGAAUGUGUUUUAUAGACCAAAGGACAAGCAGGCCCUUGCAGACCAGAAGAAGGCCAAGUUCCACCAGCCUGAGGGAGACCACCUUACCCUGCUAGCUGUCUACAACUCCUGGAAGAACAACAAGUUCUCCAACCCCUGGUGCUACGAGAACUUCAUCCAGGCGCGCUCUCUGCGCAGAGCCCAGGAUAUCCGCAAACAAAUGCUGGGAAUCAUGGAUAGGCAUAAGCUGGAUGUGGUGUCCUGUGGAAAGGCAACCGUGCGAGUGCAGAAGGCCAUCUGUAGUGGCUUCUUCAGAAAUGCAGCCAAGAAGGAUCCCCAGGAGGGCUACCGGACCCUCAUUGAUCAGCAGGUGGUCUACAUUCACCCUUCCAGCGCGCUCUUCAACAGGCAGCCAGAGUGGGUGGUGUACCACGAGCUCGUCUUGACCACCAAGGAGUACAUGAGGGAAGUGACCACUAUCGACCCACGCUGGCUGGUGGAGUUUGCCCCAGCCUUCUUCAAGGUGUCGGAUCCCACCAAGCUCAGCAAGCAGAAGAAACAGCAGCGGCUCGAGCCCCUGUACAACCGCUACGAGGAGCCCAAUGCCUGGAGAAUCUCCAGGGCCUUCCGGCGCCGCUAGGGGGCGCUGCAGGCUCGAAGGACCAAAGGGAGGUUGAGCGAUCAAAGCUGUGCUGUGAGAUAGAAAGACAGGGGGCUGUUUUUCCACAACAGCUGGACAGCUCUGUUCUUGUUUACGACUGGGCUAUAUCUCUAGCCUUCUUUCAAAAAGACCAGAACAACAUUGGCAUUGAACAGCCUUUUAAUUCUCACCUUCAGGAUAUUAAGAGUAGCUUUUUUGGAUGAAUCUUUUUCUUUUACAUUUCAUCAAGCCCCUCUAAGAUGCGGUUUGAGCUACUACUAUGAUGUGUGGGACUGAGUACUUCUGGAUGGCAUCUGUGUAGUCAGAUGGUUAUUUGUUACGUUUCCAGGGCAUUGUGUGCUUUGGAAUAAUUAAAACAUUGCAGGUUGUGUGAGGUCAGAUGAGGAGGAAGACCAUUUAGUUCAUUUGGACCAUAUAAAGAAAGAUCUGCUGAAAUCUUCUUUACUUUAUUUACCUUAGCGUUGUGGGUUAAGGUGUUCUUUGCUGUUAUACGGUGGCAAAGAAAAGGAUGGUUAUAUAUUGUUUAUGGAUUUUAAUUAUGAAAGCAUUUGUUUCAUAAUUUUAGUUCACUUAAAACCUUGUGUUUGUAUGACUGUACAGACUGUUUUGUGCAUGGACUCCUGGCAAAUGUUGAGGUAAAUUUCAUAGUGGGACAAAAAAAUUCUUAACCAAAAUGAGAGAGUGUCUUCAUAAACGAGUUUGAAAAGGUUCCUGCAUCUAUUCUUCAGUAAACUGUAAGGUUUGAAUAAUCAUAACUCCAAAAUCUGCUCAUAUCCCCUGGUUUUCUAUUACAAUUCAUGUCAGGAAAGCAAAUUUAUGAUCGUUCCCCCUAGUUUGAUAAUUGUAUAUGCAUUUAUAUACCGUUGUUGCCAUUGUGCGGUCUAGUCUCAGCGACUGCGUUUUGUACUCAUCACACAGGCGGUCAGAUCUCUGCAUCUAUGACUCUCGUUCUGCCCCCAGUUGAAGUAUAACAAGAACCAGAAGGUGGGUGGUGGGAGACAUUGAUUUGUAUAAAGAAAAAAAUAUAAUGGACAUCAUAAAAGAAGCUCGUGCUAAUUUAAUUAUACUUGCUUCGUGCAAAGUUAGAGCUGUUUUGGAACUGUUUGCAGAAUGUACAGGAUCCAACCCCCCCGUUCUGAGAAACAAAUGUGUAGAGGAUAUUGAAAAGUUCCAGAGCUCCACUUUAAACAAACACAAAAACACAGCCUGAGUCAUAGGGAGCCACUCCAUCCCUCUUAGGAAUCCAUGGAAGAAGCAAAGCAGCCAAAACACUUUUUUUGUAUGUUUUGUUUAAAAACAGAACUACAGGAAAUCUUAAGGAUUUUGUAUAUAUUCUUUUACAACAUUUUGGAAGUUCUCUGUAUCUACUGGAAAUGUAUUGAUGUACUGUGCUGUCAAUCUGUAUCGUGUCGGUUUCUAUACUCAUUAAAUCACUUUUUAAAAAAAACAA